This is a messenger RNA of Setaria italica (foxtail millet), 799 nucleotides long. Its product is annotated as mediator of RNA polymerase II transcription subunit 22a. The coding region runs from base 43 to 498 and encodes 151 amino acids. Gene Ontology annotation, cellular component: mediator complex. Gene Ontology annotation, molecular function: transcription coregulator activity. Gene Ontology annotation, biological process: regulation of transcription by RNA polymerase II. NCBI's taxonomy places the organism in Eukaryota, Viridiplantae, Streptophyta, Magnoliopsida, Poales, Poaceae. The record is from RefSeq and is a predicted model, not a curated record. The transcript is spliced from 4 exons.
CUUGCAGCCCACAAGCCGAAGCUGCAGCCGGCCACCCGCGCGAUGAGCAAAGUAGGCGGCGGCGCCGGUUCGGCCCCCGGCCCGACGGCCGCGGCGGCCGCCGCGGCGGUGCAGAAGCAGAAGUCGCUACUGCAGAAGGCCGAUGCCGACGUCUCCAGCCUCGUAGACAACUUCUCCUCCCUCAUCAACAUCGCCCGCGUCAACGACCCGCCCGUGCGCAACUCGCAGGAGGCCUUCCAGAUGGAGAUGCGCGCAGCCCGCAUGGUACAUUCAGCAGACUCUCUGUUGAAAUUGGUGUCAGAACUUAAGAGAACAGCCAUCUUUUCAGGGCUUGCUUCGUUGAAUGAGAAUGUGGAUAGGAGGAUUGAGGUGCUUGGUCAGCAGGUGGAGGGAACAGAGAGAAUGCUGGAGAGAAUUGGGCAGGAGGCAGCCACAAGCCUCAAGGAGUUAGAGGCCCACUACUACUCGUCUGUGGUGAGGUCUUCAUCCUAUGAUUGAGGGUUGUCUCAGCUGGUAGGCCUGGAUCUGGAUUAGCAAAAUAAUGUGUUUAAUAUAUAUUGUGUAGAAAUCACUUUGAAUUGUUGAUUAUAGAACAGCUGUAAUCAUUUUUCAAGACUGUUGUACUACUUGCCUGAUGUAUGCGUUUUGCUAUUCUAACGGUAGAAUGUUAGCUCCCAUGUACACUAGUUAUCGCUGGUCCACCAUCUAUCUUUACCCUGAGCUGUAAAUUGCAUGUUGCCUUGAAUCUGUUGAAUUCCUUGUUAUUUCCAAACCGAUAUGCGUGCUAAAUUUUGUUUGA